Messenger RNA from Haliaeetus leucocephalus (bald eagle), 3505 nucleotides. RefSeq lists its product as uncharacterized. NCBI's taxonomy places the organism in Eukaryota, Metazoa, Chordata, Aves, Accipitriformes, Accipitridae. The transcript is spliced from 6 exons. Bases 51 to 1226 code for a protein of 391 amino acids. The record is from RefSeq and is a predicted model, not a curated record.
CGACGGGAGUGGGGCGCGAUGUCCGCCUGCGGCCGCCGGCGUCGGGGCUGAUGGGGGCGGACGGGAGCGCUGCCAUUGAGCUGAGCCCGGGGCCUCGGCUUGGGAGCUCUGCCGUCCCUCAACACUCUGCGCCGAAUGUCUCUUGUCCUUUGCAGCAAGCUGCUAGCCUUGGAAAGGGAUUCCCACUCCUUCCCCCGCGGAGGUCCGCAGGACGGAGUGCAGUGGCGGAGGAGAGAGGGGCACAGCUGGAAGCGGGCGGUCCGGAGCCGUCCGCCCCCCCACCGCUGCAGGGUACCUGGGGGUGCUGGAGGCAAGCUCCGCGAAGCUCCGCCAAGCAGCGGCUUGGCAGAUGUAGAUGCGUGCGCGUGUGUAUGCUUAACGCUUUCUUGGCUCCCCGGAAUUGUACCAUGCUGAAGAUCCUCACCAAAAAGCUCAGGAACCAGAGUUUGAACGAAAUUCAACCUUUCCAGCUAAAGAUCUCCUACCCCCCAAGUGAUGAGGACAGCGAUGACUCUGAGGGAGAGAACCAGGAACUUGCUCAGAUCGACAGAGAGAGAAGAAGGAAUUGUACCCUGACCCCUCUGGCCACCAACCAGCUCCAGAACCAGGAGAACCAAUGCUGCAAGGUUCGGGCCCUCUUCCAUGCCAGCCUUGACCGCCACAGCUCAGAAGAGGAGCUGGAGCGCAUCAACCGAGAGUUUGCUGCUGAGAAGCGGAAGUGGUCCCAGGUCAGCAGGCUUGCCUGCUGCAGCGACAGCAACAAUACCUCCUCCAGUGAUGAAGAAGUGAAGAACUUGUGCGCGAUGUCCUUCCAGCCUGUGGCAGAGCAGGCUGAUGGCCUGUACGCCAGCCCAAGCCCUGUGCUGUUCAGUGCCUCCCCUCCCAAGAGACUCCAGCCCCUGGUGCGGAGCCCAGCCUCCAGACCUUUAAUCUUCACAAGUGUUGGGGCGGGCCUUGAGCAAGUCAUGCCUUGUAAGAGACAUCGACAAGGAUACGGGGAUAAGGUCAGCAGGCCCAGCCUUGACCUGGAAAAAAUGCAGCAGAAGAUGCUGCUCAAGAAGAAUUGUGGAGUGCAGACUAGAGUUAUUAAAAUUCAUAGCAUUAAUGGAGGCCGCCCACCACCCCACUUUGUGUAUGAUCCAUCCACCUUUGCCUUCCGUUCCCUCAGCACCUUGAAGCCGCUGAGCCCAAUAGCUCCAGUGGAAGAACCGUCAUGUGCCUACUGAAGGAGUUUCUCCAAAAACCUCAGGAACUAUCGACCAACCACCUGCCUGGCAGGGAGGAGGGGAGGUGGUGAUACCCAAGGGGAUGGGAGGGAGAAGGAGACAAUGACAGAUCUUUGCAAUAGAGCCUCUCUGGCAGCAUUGACUUUGCAGCAGUGACUGCUUUCAUACCAUUGCCAUAUCUGAAUAGUGGCAAAGGGAGAGAUUUUUGUCUUUCAGGGCAAAACAAACCAGUCAGGUCCACAAACUGCAAGGGCAGCCACCAAGGCAGUGUCAAACAUGGGGAUGGUGGUAGCUGAAGAUAUCUGAGGGGUUCAGGGGCUAGUAUGGCCUACAUGGCAGCAGGGGUGAGUGAUCAGGGUGUGAAACCAAGUCCAGUCAGUUUCCCAAGAGUACCUGAGUCUACAAUGCUUUGCUAUACACCUGACCCUUCUCCCAGUCAGAAGUGAGCUCAGGGUUGGAGACAGAGGCUAUACAGGAUUGCCUGAAAAGCAAGAAGAUCCUUCUCUGAGAUUGUUAUAAUUGCAUUCACUUCAAGCUGUCUUAAGUGGAAGACCCUAGGAGAGGGAGGUGGGAGGGGGUAACUGGCACAUCUCUCUGUGUGUUCCACCUGGUCUGCUGGCAACUCAGUGGUAUUGUCUAAAAUGGGAUUAAAAUGGGAGGCAUGAGCCUCCCACUUGUAGAUCAAGGGUUAGAAUGAAAUUCUAGAAUGGAAGGUCUGUAUUCAGCUAUCCAAGAAAACACAGUGCCCACCCUCAGUCCUCAGCAUCAUCAGAGAGAAGAACUUGGGGGUGACCGUGUGCUCUUGGAUCUCCUCGCUGCUGAGGCUGUCUGUGUUCUGGGAUAUGCAGCACUUCCCCAUAGCAUUGUCCAAAUACCCUGCUGCCCUAACAUGAUGCUGAAGGUAACUGGUAUCAUCAAACUCAGCCAAAUCUAAUGUCUCCAGCAAGCUUUCCACUCCCCUGUUAUGCUGGCUAUUAAAUUCAAGUGGACUCUUCUUGUAUCAGUGGAACAAGUAUUCCCAGAUGUAGCGUGGAGUGGGAGAAAGAGGUCUCUGUUUUGUGGCCACCUGUUGGUGGAAGAAACAGGAGGGGAGUUUGGGUGAAGCUGUGGGACAUUUCUCCAUAGACAGUCCGAAGGCAGUUAGGACCAUGCUACCACUGGAGUUUCACUGGGAACUGGCCUUGAGGCAUGUACGUGUUUUGUGCCACAAGGCAAUGGCUAAUAGAACAAGCUCUUACUUCUCUUGGUGAGGCAGAGGAACAAGGCAUUUCCUCUCGCUGCACCUGGUGGAGAGAGUAACCGCUUUGUCUAUGUGUUCCCUACCUUGAGCCUGUAUCUGGCUGAGUGCAAGGGGGAAUGAGUAGUUCACUUCUUGUCUGGAUCAAGAGGAGCAACUGUGAGUAAUAUAAAAUAAUUUUUGCUUUUAAAUCUCCAGUGUGGAGUUCUUUGAUGUCAUUCUUUCAGUGAGACUGGUGGUCAGUCCAGCUGCCAGUAGGAGGCCACACAGUGAACCAGCAUUCACUGGUGCUUUCUGGGCCCUUCAUUGAGAUCCUUGGGGAAAGCUCAAAGGCUGCAUAGGCCUGGGGACCUGAAUCCCCUACCCCUACCCUCCUCCCUUCCCAACUGCCUCUCAGGCAGGCAGAGAAGCUGGGCAAGGCAGUGAGGGGACAUCUGUCCUGAUGCAGCCCCAGCUCUGCCUGCUUUUCAGCUCCAGACUGUCACAUCUGGGCCACCCCCUGCACCAGCACACCUCCAAGGGCUCACUUGUGUUUGCUGGUGAGGUACCUCUGGCAGAGCAUCGUGAUUCCCUGCAAGAAGUCCCUUCUUCCAACAGAGGCUGAUUCCUCUGCUGAUUCUUCCUGCUCCUGUAGAGACUCUGCUUAUCUUGUUUUGAUGGCACACCUCCACUUUUCAACUGUUGCCAGAUCAAGCUGACCAGUGCAGGACAGGAACCAUUGCCCCUUUGGGCCAAAUCCCUGUGCUCAGGAGAAGGGACAGCCAUAGCCUGGUACGUGUCUGAAGAGGCACAUUCCCUGUGCAGAUGGCUGGGGCAGCAGCCCUGGCAUGGCCCUGCGCCCUCAGGCUUUGCUCAGUGAGAGCUGCUGAGGUGCUUAGCCCCAGAGACGUGUUUCUUCCAGCCUGUGGGUGCGACAGCCUGCCUUCCCCUGGGUGGGAGCGGGGAACAGGGAUGUCCUGCAGAUAUCAUUGCCUUUUAGUACUUUUGUAAAUUCUCUCUGUCUUUUUCAAUCAGAAGGAAAAAUAAAAACAACAAAAUAAAG